Vitrella brassicaformis is the source of this 2479-nucleotide messenger RNA. The record is from the annotation of a GenBank genome assembly. NCBI's taxonomy places the organism in Eukaryota, Vitrellaceae.
CUCACGAUGUUCCUUUUCGUGCCGCUGCUCAUCGCAACAAUGACAGCAGGCCACGCGGCAGAUGACUCGAGCGCAUCAAUGCCGUUUGCCUGGCCAACGCGUGGUGAGGCAAUCCCUGCUGUCACGACCUUCGUCAAAGACGAACACAGGAGGCCAAACUUCCUUGAAUUUGGCAAUGACACCGGGGGGAGCGGAGUCAACGACGAGCAAGAAGCGCGUGGCGCCCUCUUGAGGGUCCUCAGGUACAUGCCAUCGCCUGUGUGAGAAGUGCAUGGGUUGGUUCUCUCUCUGAUACAUCGUAUGUGAUUCUUCCCCUGUAGCUUCUGCGACGCCGUACCACCACUCUACGAGACUAAGCACUGGGCCAAAUGCAUCUGUAAGGUGCCGGGAAGUCCUGCAUGCACUUAUCGCACUGCUGUCUUGAACCGAUGCAGGCUUCCGGAAGCUGGCGAACGGCCGAAGUGGCGCUGUAGGCAUGCAUACAUGCAGAGUGGUCCACAGAUCUCUCUCUCUCUCUCUCUCUGUGUGUGUGUGUGUGUGUGGGUGUGGGUGUGUGUGUGUUGUGUGUUGUGUGUGUGUGAAUGAGGAGGAGGUAGACCCAAACGACAAUGAUACGAUACAGAGGCACUGCGAUUCUGCUGACUAUCGGUUCCCUUUCUACCACGGCUCCUUCGGUGUGGUAUUCUUCGUCAAUGUCCACCCAGGUGUGGGUUGGUGCACGACUUGCUGCUGGCGUCCCACGAUAUGUUUUCCUGCGGCUGGCCUGCAGCUUCUCUGCCCGAUAACAAAGUACUGUGGUACUGGGAUUCCAUGACCAACAAGUGGACCAUUCUCGACAAGAAACUCAAACUAGCAGCGAAGGAAGGUCUGAGCGAAGCAUGGAGAGGGGUAAGGUGGGAAAUAAAUUUGACCUUGCAGGAGAAAUUUCGUAAGGCACCUUCAACGUCCCUCCCUGCUCUCGGCACAUGCUUCUCUCUCUGUCUGCUUGGAUUCACGGCCUGUACAUGCCUGCAGGGACGAUAGACAUGUGGGAUCACAUUCGAGACGCAAUCGGGCGGCGCUCAUUCCCGCCGAUUCCCCGUGUGUACCGCUUGAUGUCCGCUGAGCGCGGGGCGACAUCCGACGAGCUGGAGCACCUCGCCAUGAUGAUGGAGUUGAUGCCGGGAUACUUCCUGAUGGAGAGGAUACACGGGAGUCAGUGGGACGACAUCAUGCCCUUGUUCGACUUACGCUCGGUACGCACAUGCCCAUGUCUGCGUGUGUCUCCUUGCUCCCCCCGGGGCGGAGAGAGUCCAUCCAUUGCCAGGUGAGGUGCAUGCGAGUGAUGUCUUGAGUGAAUGCAAUCAAUGCAGCAUGUGCCGGAGGAGGGAUGGGUGGUGAGCUUGGCGAUUGCCAAGGUUCUCCAGGACAUUCGUGCCAACCUUCAGCAGCACUGCGACCUCCACGAGGGGCAGCUCUUCUUCCGCGAGUACAGCCAGCCGCCGUCACAAGACAAAAGGGAGUAUCUCGCGAUACCCAAGGGAGAGGGCGUCAAAGGAGACUAUGAUAGGGUAUUCAAUACUCAGCCAGGCUAAGCUCGAAUGAGACACAGGAGUGAGCGGUCGGUCACAUGAAAUUUGGAUGGAUCUCUGUCUGUCUGUGGUCGUGUGUCAGUAUAUCGGUCUUACUUAUAAGGACAUCGUGAUCUAUGAUUGGUCCUUCUCGCGCAACUACUAUCAGUACAGAGCUGUCCGCCUGCGGCUGACCAAGGGCAUGCUGAAGCCCAUGCCACAAUACGGAUACCCUAGGGACGCACCCUGCUGCUUCUUUGUCGAAGACUCGCAACUACUGGGGUGGGUCGAUCAGCUGAAGAGACCAUCAGCCAGGCAGCCAUGCAGCCAGCCAGCAGAACUUCUCGUGUGCCACUGGCUGCAGCAUUCCGUACCAGCUGGUGAGCAGAUAUGGCGGGAUUUCUGACUUGGAGCCGUUCGCUCUCGGUGUGCGGAUUGAGCUCGAAAAGAGCUGUCUGGGUGAAAUCCGCUACCUGUCGGGACCUGACAAUGUGUUCGAUGUGUCGACUCUACGCGCCCCCGCCCCACAGCAUCCGACAGCUCCGAACCCUGCCACACUGACCACGGGCCAGGUAACUAAGCGAUUUGGUGAUUGCUAUUGUUUUCACCUUCGCUGCCGUCCGUCCUUUGUGUGUUGCUGUGGACGCCAGGGGCUGUGCACCUGGGGGCAGCAGACACGGCUUGCUGAGGCUAUGGUGUACAACUUCCAGGCCAUAUUGGAUGCAUACGACAGGAAGCGGGCUAAGGAAACCGACUGGACAGUCACCAUCAUGCAGAAGCACGACAAUACGGUUUUUCAGCAGAAGCACGGGAGCGCCUGGGUGAAGACGAAGUAGAAUGAAGGACAGCUUGGAUGUGGUGUGUGGGUCAUCCACCCACAUAGGUGGUGGGCGGAUGCAAUCAAUGCAUGGAUACAGCUUGUUCACGUG